AUGAUUUUAUCAGUAGUGCUAUUGAUAUUUCGAAAUUAACAUUCUACAUGUGUCGUUGGGACGAGUCGUAUAUCUCAAAGUGCUUUUGAAGUUCUAGUUAAUCAAUUUCCCGGAAAAUUCGACCUCAACCUUAUCGAAACAACUGAAAAAUUCAUUUAAAAUAUUUGAUGAAUCCUAGAAUGUUGGCUCUGUAUCGGAUGCUCUCUCAUAAUUAGUUCAUUUGUACAAAUACAUCGACGGUUUUAAAAAUCUGGGAUACACAUAAUAGUGGUUAUAUUUUCUUUUAUUUUUACGAUAAUAUGGACCAUGUACGAAGCAAAGGUUAAGGUCGGCGAAAUGGUUAAAAAGACGAAAAAAUCGUAUUGGCGCGUCACCAAGAAAACACUCAAACAUUUGGGUAUUUUGGGAUUCAGCAAAACUGAGAACAUUUUUGGCAUCAACCCGAUUAUAAUAUCGACUAUUUAUAUAAUCCUCACACUAUUCUUAGCCUCCAUAUUAAGAAAAAUCGUCAAAAUCGUAUAUAAAAAUAAUGAAAAAUUCAGCAAACAAUUAAUUUUGGAAUUUAUAGCCACUAUCGAGUUGUGUGCAUGCUGUUAUGAAUUAAUUAUCAUUGCCGAUAAUUGGGGAAUUUGGGCGUACGCCCUAUACCUCUUUCUAUUAACAAUUUGGUGGGGAUCGAAUUGGGAAGAAGCGUCGGCUUGUCCUUACAAUCCUGUUGAAGAAGUCGUCGAAGGAAGCAGAGACGUUAAAUCAGCUCUUUGGAUAAUCGGCUCGCAACUUUUAGGAGCUCUCGUUACAUUCAGGUAUGUCCAAGUACUUUGGUCGCUAGAAUUGGUCGAGACUCACGUCGAUAAAGCUUACGAAGAUUGUACGACGGAUUUGCAAGUCGAAACCAGUAUGGGGGUGAUAAUCGAAGGGGCGGCGACGUGUUUAUGCAGGGUCGUAUCAAGAAUAUUGGGAGAAACUAACGCCAAAUUGGGAAAUUAUUUCGAUGCUUUUUUCUGUACUAUGAUGGUGGUCGCAGCUUUCAAUUUUUCCGGUGGUUACUUUAACCCCGCCUUGGCGACAUCAUUAAAAUUGGGCUGCGACGGAAACACUUUCGUAGAACACGUUCUUGUUUAUUGGUUCGGAGCUACUGCAGGUGCUGUACUUUCAAUCUUCCUCUUCAAAGCUACGUAUAUCCAAGACAUUAUCUCUUCAUUGAAGCCAAAAAUUGAAUAGAGAAAAAUUAUUUGCAAACGUGGAUUUUUUUUAAACGAAAAUUUUCAAUUCAAUUUUUUCUUUUGUCAAAUUUAUUUAUAUUUGCCAAUUUUCCUAAUGUGUUCAAAUAUUCGCAAUUUACAAUAUCGAUUAUUUAUAAAUAAAUUGUUAUUUGUUA
Diorhabda sublineata is the source of this 1378-nucleotide messenger RNA. Its product is annotated as aquaporin-11. Gene Ontology annotation, cellular component: cytoplasm. The coding region runs from base 307 to 1221 and encodes 304 amino acids. Gene Ontology annotation, molecular function: channel activity. The transcript is spliced from 6 exons. Lineage: Eukaryota; Metazoa; Arthropoda; Insecta; Coleoptera; Chrysomelidae. The record is from RefSeq and is a predicted model, not a curated record.